Messenger RNA from Helianthus annuus (common sunflower), 463 nucleotides. RefSeq lists its product as uncharacterized. The coding region runs from base 53 to 394 and encodes 113 amino acids. The record is from RefSeq and is a predicted model, not a curated record. The transcript is spliced from 2 exons. Lineage: Eukaryota; Viridiplantae; Streptophyta; Magnoliopsida; Asterales; Asteraceae.
AUUACUUUUAGUGUAACACAAGUUUUCUCUUCGGUUCCCAACUAUUCGAACCAUGACUAAAGGCGGACUUGCAACGACCAUAAAGACUUUACUCCUUAGGAGGAGUAAUAGUGUUACUCCCAAAGGAAUCGUGAUACGUAGCAUGAACAAGGUGGCUAGAUGGGACGAAUGUUAUGAUGAUGAAGUUGAAGAACGAUCAUCCCAACAUAAAGUAGAACCACAAGAUAAAAUACGCAAGGAAAAUGAAGAAAGCUGCUGGAUCCCACAUCCUCGUACAGGAAUAUAUUAUCCUAAAGGUCAAGAAUGGGUGAUGAGAGAUGUUCCUGUAGACGCUGCAAGAUUUGAUUACAAUUAUUGGUUCAGGAAUGGUGACGAUGAUGGAUAUGGAGUUUGAUUUUACGAUAAUAUAUCUUGUUACGAUAUAGUCGAAAUAGAAAGCAUACAAAUUUACUUUUUUAUUAUA